Cucurbitaria berberidis CBS 394.84 is the source of this 1638-nucleotide messenger RNA. RefSeq names its product putative lactose permease. Lineage: Eukaryota; Fungi; Ascomycota; Dothideomycetes; Pleosporales; Cucurbitariaceae. Gene Ontology annotation, cellular component: membrane. The transcript is spliced from 2 exons. Gene Ontology annotation, molecular function: carbohydrate:proton symporter activity. Gene Ontology annotation, biological process: transmembrane transport; carbohydrate transport. The record is from RefSeq and is a predicted model, not a curated record. Bases 1 to 1638 code for a protein of 545 amino acids.
AUGUCUCGCGUCUCUAAUCAGCCAAACGUGCGUAUCGACUUCUCAUUGAAGCUCACCUCUGCGCCCACAAUCUCCACUUAUCUUUCUGUCCACUCGUUGUGCGCCGCCUCUGUCAAGGAAGAGUUGAGUCCGAUGCCGAUUCCCAGUCUUACUAACAAUACCCACCCGCAAUGGUGGAGGGAUCCCGGCAUGCGGAAGCUCAAUGUCCUGCUUCUUACGUGUUAUCUGGGCGCGAUGUCUAACGGCUACGUUAGUUCGCUUAUUUCGAGCCUGAUUGCGAACCCGAGGUGGUUUCAAGACCUCGAAGGCCUCUCGAAUAUAACACUGUUGGGCCUAGGUGUUGCAGCUCAGCCUCUGGGCUCUAUCGCAGCCUUCUUUCCAGCACCUUGGCUCUCAGAUAGAUACGGCCGCCGCGCCGGAAUUAUGAUUGGGAAUCUGGGCAUGACAGGCGGAUUUAUUGGACAGAUGUUUUGCAAGUCGUCUGGUGUGUUCCUCGCCAUGCGUCUUAUCGCUGGGUUUGCUUCCAUUUUCAGCAUUAUAUCUUCAUCAGCUCUGUGCCUCGAACUUGCCCAUCCUCGUCAAAGAGCUGUUGUCGGUGCCUUCUUCAAUACGUUCUUCUUCGUUGGCUCAAUCACUUCCACUUGGGCCUCGUAUGGAGCUCUGAAUAUCCAAAGUUCAUGGUCAUGGCGGCUGCCGGUGGCUGUCCAAUUAUUCUGGACCGUUUUACAGUCUGGUUUGAUUUUGUUCUGCCCAGAAUCGCCUCGUUGGCUCGUGGCACAUGGGAAAGAAGAGGAGGCUAAGGCGGUUUUAGCUACUUUCCACGCUAAUGGUCACACUGAUGAUGAAUUGGUACUUUCCGAAUUCUCUAAAAUCAUCGCAUCGGCUGAGCUAGAGAGUGGAAGCCGUCAUGUCGGUUGGGGAUCCCUUUGCACCACGCCUGGAAACCGAAAACGGCUUGUAUUAUCCAUCGCUAUUGGCAUAGCGACUCAGUGGGUGGGCAACGGCAUCAUUACUUUCUACCUGGCUCCGGUGUUGCAGACCGUCGGUAUUACCAGCUAUUUCAAACAGCAAGGCAUCAAUGGCGGUCUCCAGAUUUACAACUGGGUUUUGGCAUGCGGCGCAGCGCUUCUAGCCGAAAGAGUGGGCCGACGCUUCCUAUUCUUGACUUCCGCCGGUACCAUGCUGCUCUUCAUGAUCAUGGUCACUGUCUGCUCUGCACAAUACUCGAGUACUCAAUCCACUUCUGCAGGCUAUGCAGUAAUAGUAUUCCUUUUCCUAUUUCUUGGUGGGUAUGUCAUCGGUCUGACGCCUAUCCCCGUCCUUUACAUCAACGAAAUCUGGCCUAGUCACCUGCGCGCAAAGGGGGCCAGUAUAUUCUGGGUAACACAGGCUGUCGCCACAUGCUUCAAUCAGUAUGUGAACCCAAUCGCACUGGAGAGGAUUAUGUGGAAGUAUUAUCUCGUUUAUGUGGGCAUAUUGGUCUUCGUAGUCGUAUUUAUGUUCUUCUACGUACCGGAAACUAAGGGAUUGUCUCUGGAGGAAGUCAGUAACAUCUUUGACCGGCAGCAUGUCGAUGCUGUCGAGCUAGACGUGGUCGUUCCUCACGCGAACAAUCCACCUAUCCUAGGUAACGGUUGA